AGAGAGAGAGAGACAGAAAGAGAGCGCGCGCUGAAGGAGAGUUGAGAGAGUCUGCGCAGAGUGAAAGAGGCGUCUUAGGGGACACGGAGGAGCUAUACCACUUUAUAUUCUGACAACUCCAUUCUGUGAAAUGCUUUGACAGUGACAAGACUUAACGGAAGUGUCUUCACACCAUUCUCUUUAACCCUCUCGGUCUGACGUGAUUCAGUGGGUGCGUGUCACUCUGCUGUGUUAAGCCAUACAGUAGGUGCUCGCUGACUUUGUCUGGGCAUUUUGUUCAGAAGAAGGCAGUGCCAACCCCCCUUUCAAGAUGCAUAUGAAUAGCUUAUUAAACCAGUGGACGGAGAUCUCCAGGAUGUGUGAAGUAGACGUGAGCUCCGAGCCCAGCAGCCCUGCUCUGUACGGGGAGUCGUCUGACACCUACUACCAGGUGGACCGCUGGCAGAAGCUCCGCACCGCCGUCCGCAAGCUCGAGUUCUGGGAGAACUUCACCGCAGAGCUCAUCGGAAGUGGCUUCUUCUCCAAAGUUUACAAGGUCAUGCACAACACCACCCGUAAGGUGAUGGUGGUGAAGAUCUACAAGAACGACGUGGACCAGGACAGCAUCGUGCGAGAGAUCAGCCUGCUGCAGAAGCUCUCCCAUCCCAACAUCGUCAGGUAUCUCGGGAUCUGUGUCAGAGAAGAUAAACUCUACCCGAUUCUGGAGUACGUGAGCGGAGGCUGUCUGGAGGAGCUGCUGGCCCGCAAGGACGUGCCGCUGUGCUGGAGGGAGAAGGUGGACCUGGCCGCGGACAUCACCCGGGGCAUGAUCUACCUGCACUACAAGAACAUCUACCACAGAGACCUCAACUCAAAGAACUGCCUUAUCCGAGUGACAGCUCGAGGCAGGGAGGCCUUGGUUACAGACUUUGGCCUGGCCAGGGAAGUGGUGGAACUUCCUGCCAAGGACAGGAAGUUGUCAUUGGUGGGCUCUGCCUUCUGGAUGGCGCCCGAGAUGUUGCGCGGAGAACCAUACGACCGCAAGGUGGAUGUUUUCUCCUUUGGGAUUGUGCUGUGUGAGAUCCUGGCAAGAAUCCCAGCGGACCCUGAAAUCCUUCCCAGAACACAAGAUUAUGGCCUGGACAUAUCAGCGUUCCGGAAGCUGGCGAGCGGAUGCCCCCAGCGUGUUCUAGAGCUGGCUGCCAGCUGUUGUCUGCUGGAGUCUUUCCGGAGGCCGUCGUUCACGGAGGUCCUGGACGAGUUAGGGGAGAUCGCCGAGACUCUGGAGCCCCCUCACGAGCUGACCACAGGCUGAAGGGGCGUGACCGGGGGGUGCCAGAGGUGGCAUCCAUCCUAAAGAUGGACUGUAGUGGACUCAGAUGCUGACAAGUUCCCCCCUCUAGACACAAGCGCCACGUAGAGGACGAGCUGCACCACACAUACGGAGGCAGACACACACGAGGCUGGUGUUGAGGAUCCACCAGAGGGACUGAAGAGCUGGUGGACCUGCCCUGCCUUGCCCUGCACCUCACAGUCACUAACUAGUGUUGUUGGGAUGCGGUCAACAGCACCCCCUAGAGGUAGUCAUCUGAAGUCAGCAUGAAGAGAAAAGUGAACAGUGAGAGCAAGAUUUGGAGCAGAGACGUGUAUGAUUCUUACUUCUCUUUCGUCUUGUUUGUGUAAACUUACACUGGUGAAGAACAUCUUAUUUCUGUAUAUUAGUUUAAUUUCUUUUUUAUUGUCGUGAUUAACCACAGAAUAACAUAUAAGUAGAUAUCAAAAAAGACGACUACACAAUUUUGGAUCACCUAUGAAUCGAUCGAUCUAUGGAAUUACGGGUCUUGACAGAAUCAUCCUGUAAUACGGCGUGGGUGCGUGUGUGUGUGUGCUAUUUAGUGAGUGAGUCUGUGUCCGAGUGUGUUUGUAGAUGUGUGUGUGUGUGUGUGUCUGUGCACCUGUGUGAGUGUGUACGUCAGUGUUUUAAUAUGAUAUAUUAUAUCUCGAUAUUAUAUUUAUUUUGAAAGAAGAUUUCUUCAUGACCACAAUGUUACAGCUUUAUUUUAAGAACUUGUUUUUAUCAAGACUGAUGUAGAGGAACUCCAUAGCCAAUCCAUGUAUAUUGAUUUGUUUAGAAAAGUCAAGAAUUUUUACGUGUUUUGAUGAUUUGGUGAUAUUCAUGUUCACUCUUACAGCAGGUACAGUGGACAAACUGUAAGCGAACAUGUUAUGUCAGAUUCAACUCGCUUUAAAAAAUUGGCACACACACACACACACACACACACACACACACACACACACACACACACACACACACACACACACAUCCUCUGUACAACAAUAUUUCUACAACCAUAGGAGUAGAUGGGUGGCUCCAGCCAUCUUAUUGCGUAAUCUUAUUCCCUCCGGUUUAGAUAGUCCUCUGACAGUUGUGCCUUUUUAAAUAUGUAAACACCAGCAAGCUUCACUCUCGACACUGUCAUAGGUCACUGUGUAAGGGUCAGUUAUGAGACUGGUCAUUAUCCUGUUCUUAUAUCAUAUUACAGUUUUGGUGCAUCAUGUACCUUGCACUCUUUUAGACUGAACUGAGUGUUUUUUUUAAUAAGGAUGAGAUCAUUUGUGAACAUUAUUGAAUGGAAAUGGAGUCAGUCUAAUAUGUGUUACAUGCAACGUUGUUCUGUGCAAAUUUCAUACUGUUACACAUGGAUAAUGAGGAACCACUGGUGCUCAUUAUACGUAGGCUACUGUGUAGACAUCUGCCUUACUCUUUAAAAAACAAACCAGAAUCGCUUUGCGUUUGGCAGUGUGUACAUAGCCCACAGUUGUUUAUUAAACACAAGGGAAUAAACAAAUCUGCUAAAACCGCUGACUUCUUUUACCUCUGCUAAACGCCCCUUUUCUGUAAGAAUCAAUAUUUCACAAGACCAGAGGCUCUACAAGUUCUCUUUCAGUCCUUUUCAUAAAGGUUACUGUAUAUUCAUAAUCAUAACCCUACAUUAUCUGGACUUUGAAAGUAGGUAGCCUACUUACGAGAGAAGUCCAGGGGCCGUAACACUUAUCUCUUGUAGUUCACCUAAUAAUCUGCUUGUUUUGGAGGAGUUGGUGAGUACUUAGGCUUUUAAAGCAAUCUGCUUUGCAGUUUCUAGUUCUGUUGUUUCAAAAUGAUUUAGUAGAGAUUGACAUGUCACAAUACACAUCUUCACCUGUGUUGUCUUACUAAAUAUCUACUGUUUAUGCUUCAAAACACUUGUGUUUUAGAUGUUUCUUUUGUUUAUUUAAGGUUUGUUUAGUUAUCUGUGACUGUGGUUUUUUAUAUGUAAAUAAACAUUGUAUUAAAGUA
Sardina pilchardus (European sardine) is the source of this 3316-nucleotide messenger RNA. RefSeq names its product dual specificity testis-specific protein kinase 1-like. Bases 311 to 1294 code for a protein of 327 amino acids. Gene Ontology annotation, biological process: protein phosphorylation; actin cytoskeleton organization. Gene Ontology annotation, cellular component: nucleus; cytoplasm. NCBI's taxonomy places the organism in Eukaryota, Metazoa, Chordata, Actinopteri, Clupeiformes, Clupeidae. The record is from RefSeq and is a predicted model, not a curated record. Gene Ontology annotation, molecular function: ATP binding; protein serine/threonine kinase activity. The transcript is spliced from 10 exons.